AUGGGCUUGAUCUUCGGCCUUAGCGACACCUUGCUUGCUGUCCGUACUGGCGAAGGCAAGAGUCUCAUCUACCAGGGGUUUGUGAUGCUCACCGGCCUGAUUGGCAUCCAGGUCACACUACUCAACCGCCUCGGUGUCGAGCAGGCAAGCGACUCUGCCCGCAUGAACGCGAAUAACAACUUAGUCAACGUGCUGAUCAUUAACGAGGACACAAAGAAGCUGAACCCGAAGUCGGCAGAUCAGAUUCGCCAAGCAAUGAUCCAGCAUAUUAUCGCUGGCCCUGAGCAACUCUGCAGCCCAGCUUUCCUUGCCUUGCUUCGAGAGAUUAGCAACCGUGUUGGGGCAAUCAUUAUUGAUGAGGUAGGCUUCCGUCCGGAGUUUGCACAGCUUGCGAAGAUCCGUAAUGUGCUGCCGCCUUAUGUGGUGUUCUAUGGCUCGACUGCCGCAUUGCCGCGACUUACAGAGGACUGGCUGUUCGAACACCUUGGCUUGCGUCCACGCGGGCUCGACCCGUAUAAGACGAAGGUUAUUCGUGGCAGCUGUGACAGACCCACCAUCAGCUACCUCAUCAAGCGCAUCCCACGCGAUCACCUAGGCGACUACGACUUCCUGUACUUCGAAUGUGCUGAGGCAGCCGAGGUGAAUGAAGAGACCGGCAUGAUGGAAGCUACACCCCACAAGAUCCCAAAGACACUCAACUUCGUCGAUAGGCACAAAGCAAUCCAGAACGGUGUUGGCAUUAUGCGGAAGUGGUUCGUCGAUUUGACCAAGGACUAG
This is a messenger RNA of Fulvia fulva, 777 nucleotides long. RefSeq lists its product as uncharacterized. Bases 1 to 777 code for a protein of 258 amino acids. The record is from RefSeq and is a predicted model, not a curated record. Lineage: Eukaryota; Fungi; Ascomycota; Dothideomycetes; Mycosphaerellales; Mycosphaerellaceae. The transcript has 2 exons.